UCUGGCUUCYGUUCAGUAUUCAAUUCUAAUUUCUAAUGUUCUAUUCUAUGGUAAAUACUUAUAUCUCACAUAAUUAAUGAAUGAUGAUGAUUAUGGUAGUGUAAUAUACUAAUACAUAACAAUAGGAGCUUAGUUUAUAAGUGUUUUGCUUUAUUCGUCUUAAUUCUCAACGCGGCAUGAGACUUCAUUAAUUUAAUUCUUACUCGUAAAAAUCAUUUAUUAUUAUAAUUUUAUGUUUUACAACAUUCAAACCACAAUUAAACAUGAAUAGUGGCAUGCUAUAUGGUGGUGACGAAAUUGGAGCUUUGGUGUUUGACUUGGGGUCUCAAUCGUUUCGUAUCGGUUAUGCCCAAGAAGACACACCAAAAGCUGAAAUACCAGCAGUGGUCGGUGUUUCAAGCGAUGGUACUGCGGACACUAGUAUGUUAGAACCUGGUGCUAAACWAAGUAAUCGUAUCAACGAAAACACCAAACAUUAUAUUGACAUUAACUCAUUGUGUGUCCCUCGAAAAGGUAUGGAAGUAGUAAGCUAUAUGAAAGAUGGCAUGAUUGAUGAUUGGGAUUUGUUUGAGAAAAUAUUGGAUUACUCUUAUUCGAAGUGCUUACAAACAGAAUCACAGUAUCAUCCUGUAUUAUUUACCGAGUCACCAUUAAAUAUCAGAUCUAAAAGAGAGAAAUUGGUCGAAUUAAUGUUUGAAAAGUAUAAUGUGCCGGCCACUUUUCUGGGGAAAAAUGCUGUAUUAGCUGCAUUCUCUUGUGGACGCUCUACUGGUAUUGUAGUAGAUAGUGGAGCUACACAUACCUCUGCCAUCCCUGUACAUGAUGGUUAUGUUAUACCUAGUGCUAUUGUGAAAUCUCCUUUAGGUGGAGACUUCAUUAAUAUGCAAUGUAGACAGUUCCUAAAAGAUAAUGAUAUCGAAGUGAUUCCACAUUAUAUGGUUGCACAGAAAGAACAGGUUAAAGAAAAAGACAAACCAGUAUGGACAAAGAAACAUUCACUCCCCGAAGUAACAACUUCAUGGCAUAAUUAUAUGUGCAAAGCAGUUAUUCAAGACUUAAAGCAUUCUAUAUUACAAGUAUCUGAAAGUCCAUAUGAUGAGAGAAUAAUAUCAGCUCUUCCAACUUCUCAUUUUGAGUUUCCAAAUGGCUACAAUCAAGAAUUCGGCAAUGAAAGAUUCAAGAUACCAGAAGCCUUAUUUGAUCCAAGUGCAAGUAUGGGUGGUUCUAUGUUGGGUGUGAGUCAUAUUGUUACCACAAGUGUUGGAAUGUGUGAUGUGGAUGUGAGGCCAGCCUUAUAUAACAAUGUUAUCGUCACUGGUGGAAAUUCAUUUUUACAAGGUUUCCCAGAAAGAUUAAACCGAGACCUUUCUGCCCGUAUACCAGCUAGCAUGAGAUUGAAAUUGAUAGCACCUAAUGGAUCCACUGAAAGAAGAUUUGGUGCUUGGAUUGGUGGUUCAAUAUUAGCAUCUAUUGGAACUUUUCAACAAAUGUGGAUUAGUCAUCAAGAAUUUAAAGAAGGGGGUAAAAGUCAAAUUGAUCGCAAGUGCCCAUAAUAGAUUAUUUAACAUUUUAUAAAAUACAAAUUUUUAUACAUUUACUUGUAGUUUUGUAGUAUGUAUUUUAUACUUAUU
Messenger RNA from Diuraphis noxia (Russian wheat aphid), 1631 nucleotides. RefSeq names its product Brahma associated protein 55kD (gene Bap55). Lineage: Eukaryota; Metazoa; Arthropoda; Insecta; Hemiptera; Aphididae. The record is from RefSeq and is a predicted model, not a curated record.